Messenger RNA from Phalaenopsis equestris, 4671 nucleotides. RefSeq names its product CLIP-associated protein-like. Gene Ontology annotation, cellular component: cytoplasmic microtubule. Gene Ontology annotation, biological process: microtubule cytoskeleton organization. The record is from RefSeq and is a predicted model, not a curated record. Gene Ontology annotation, molecular function: microtubule binding. Lineage: Eukaryota; Viridiplantae; Streptophyta; Magnoliopsida; Asparagales; Orchidaceae. The coding region runs from base 194 to 4528 and encodes 1444 amino acids. The transcript is spliced from 21 exons.
CAUGUUUGCACGCUCGGCCAGCUAUCCCCGAGUGCUUCGUCCCCACCAAUUUCUAUCUUCCAGUCCCUCUCAAGUAUUCACUUUCACUAUUUCCAUCUUUAACUGUCUGCGAUUUUGCGGAAGCUGCUCUGAUUCAGAUCCGAAGCACUGAGGCUAGGGUUUAUUGUUUUUUUCCUUCUUCAUCACCAUCGAGAUGGAGGAGGCGCUGGAGAUGGCGCGGGCCAAGGACACGAAGGAGCGCCUGGCGGCAGUGGAGCGCCUUCACCAGUCUCUGGAAUCUUCACGGAGGAGUCUCUCCUCCGGCGAGGUCACUGCGCUCGUCGACUGCUGCUUGGACCUUUUGAGGGAUAACAAUUUUCGAGUGUCACAGGGUGCCCUGCAGGCCCUCUCUUCUGCUGCCGUCCUUGCUGGCGAGCACCUUAAGCUCCAUUUUAACGCCCUUGUUCCCACAAUCGUUGAGCGUCUCGGUGAUGGCAAGCAGCCCGUCCGGGAUGCCGCACGGCAGCUCCUUAUCACGCUCAUGGAGGUAUCAUCGCCAACAAUUAUUGUUGAAAGGGCUGGGAGUUAUGCCUGGACUCACAAAAGCUGGCGAGUCCGAGAAGAGUUUACACGCACGGUUGCCACAGCUAUUGGCCUCUUUGCAUCCACAGAACUUACUUUGCAACGAGUUUUACUCUCCCCAGUCCUACAGCUGUUUAAUGAUCCAAAUCUUAGCGUCAGAGAAGCUGCAGCUUCAUGCAUUGAGGAGGCAUACUCUCAAGUUGGACCUCAGUUUUUUGAAGAACUUCAACGCCACCAUCUUUCAUCAUCCUUGAUUAAAGAUAUUAAUGCUAGGUUGGAACGAGUAGAAGCAAAGGUUCGUAAAUCAGAUGUUACUGGAAAUCAUUUUGUUUGUACUGAAACCAAAUCAGCUCCUGCUAACCAAAGAAAAGGCAGCCCAAGGACUAAGAUCACUCGCAGGGAGAUGUCACUUCUUGGAGGAGAAGCUGAUAUUACUGAGAAGCCUGUAGAACCAAUUAAACUGUACUCUGAGAAGGAACUCAUUAGAGAAAUUGAGAAGAUUGCAUCUAAUUUAGUACCCGAUAAAGAUUGGUCUCUCAGAAUCUCAUCCAUGCAAAGAAUUGAAGGCCUGGUUUAUGGAGGUGCUGUGGAGUACCCAUCCUUCCCUAUGGUCUUAAAGCAGCUUGUUCCUUCUUUAACUGCUCAGCUAUUAGAUAGACGAUCAAGCAUAGUGAAACAGGCCUGCAAUCUGCUAAACUUUUUAUCCAAGGAACUUCCAGGAGACUUUGAGGUCUGUGCAGAGAUGUUCAUUCCGGUACUUUUUAAGCUUGUUGUGAUAACUGUACUUGUAAUAGCGGAAUCUGCAGACAACUGCAUAAAAACGAUGUUGCGGAAUUGCAAGGUUGCUCGUGUUCUUCCACGUAUAUCAGAUUCUGCAAAGAGCGACCGUAAUGCAGUUCUUCGUGCCAGGUGUUGCGAAUAUGCAGUUCUGAUACUGGAGUACUGGGCUGAUGCUCCAGAAAUACAAAGAUCGGCUGAUCUUUAUGAAAAUCUUAUAAAGUGUUGUGUUGCUGAUGCAAUGAGUGAGGUUCGUUCAACUGCACGGGCUUGUUACCGAAUGUUUUCAAAGACUUGGCCGGAACGUUCUCGGCGUCUUUUUCAAUCAUUCGAUCCUGUCAUACAAAGGUUACUAAAUGAUGAAGAUGGUGGUAUGCAUAAAAGAUAUGCAUCCCCAUCACUACUCGAGAGAGGACUCCAGCUUUCACGGUCAUCAUCUCAUGCUGGAACUGCAAAUUUACCUGGAUAUCAGACAUCAGCUAUUGUUGCAAUGGACAGAAGUUCUAGUCUUGCUUCUAGGGAGUCACUUUCUGCAGGCAGCCAUGCUUUUUCACAGCUGAAACCACUUGAGAAAUAUUCUGAAAGAAGCCUUGAAAGUGUGCUUAAUUCAAGCAAACAGAAAGUUUCAGCCAUUGAAAGUUUACUGAGAGGUGUUAACAUAUCUGGGAAGCAAAGGAAUUCUAGUGCACAUUCGACCAGUUUGGAUUUAGGAGUUGAUCCUCCAUCUACUUGUUCUCCGCCUGUUCCGGCAACUGUUCCUGCUUCAAGUCAUCUUUCUUCACGUAAUUCACUGCCAACUGAUUCAACCAUAGCUAAAAUGUCUAGAAGCGGUGCUAGGAUUGCUGGUUCUAGUUUAUCUAAUGUCAUGAAUUCUCAGAAUCAAGCUGUUGAUGAUCAUUCUAAAUAUGGUAGUUUACCAUCUGACUCGUUGUCAGAGUUAUCUUUGCCUAACAUUAUCAGGAAGUAUUCUGAAAAAGCCCAAGGUGGAUUCAAUUCGGAACAUAAUAUUGAUUCCAGGUUUAAGAAACUUUCAAAUAUGCAGUUAGAUAGACAUUAUCAGGAUGCAUCUUGCAGCGAGGCAGACUUUAGGGAUCCAUACAAUAAUUAUGUUCCUAAUUUUCAGCGGCCACUUCUUAGAAAGCAAGGUACUGGAAGGUCCUUAGUAAGUGGACGUAACAGUUUUGAUGAUGGCCAACUUCAAGUAAGCCAAUUGUCCAAUUAUAUGGAUGGUCCAACUUCUCUUGGUGAUGCUCUUGCUGAUGGUCUGAGCUCUACUUCAGAUUGGGUGGCUAGGGUUUCUGCUUUCAACUUUCUGCAGAAUUUGUUAGAACAUGGGCCAAAAGGUAUACAGGAAGUCACACAGUGUUUUGAGAAAGUCAUGAAGUUGUUCUUUCGACACCUGGAUGAUCCUCACCAUAAAGUGGCACAAGCUGCUCUUUCUACUCUCUCAGCGAUCAUCCCUACAUGUCGAAAGCCUUUUGAAAGCUAUCUCGAGAGAAUCUUACCGCAUGUGUUUUCACGGUUAAUUGACCCAAAGGAGCCAGUCAGACAACCUUGUAGAACAACCUUAGAAAUUGUUGGUCGGACAUAUGGUAUUGAUUCUCUACUACCGGCUCUUGUUCGUUCUUUGGAUGAACAAAGGUCACCCAAGGCCAAAUUGGCUGUUAUUGAGUUUGCAAAUAUUUCCUUCAACAAACAUUCUCCAAACCCAGAAGGUUGUCUCAACAGUGGCUUCCUUAAACUAUGGCUUUCUAAACUGGCACCUUUUGUAUCUGAUAAAAACACAAAAUUAAAGGAAGCUUCUACAUGUGGCAUUAUAUCUGUUUAUUGUCAUUUUGAUACUACUGUGGUGCUUAAUUUUAUUCUUAGCUUGUCAAUAGAAGAACAGAACAUUCUAAGACGGUCACUAAAACAGUAUACUCCCCGUAUAGAGGUUGAUCUAGUGAAUUUCUUGCAGAGCAAGAAAGAAAGGCAACGUCCUAAAUCUUUUUAUGAUCAGACAGAUGUUGGAAAUUCAUCAGAUGAUUGCUACAAUGUGGUGUCGAAGAAGAGCCAAUAUCUUGGAAGGCAGUCGGGAGGUUCAACCGAGGAUGAUGGUGUGAGAAAAUGGAGUUCUAUGCAAGAAUCAAUUGCUGUUGAUGCUUCGAUUACACAGGGAGCUUCAGACGAAGCCCUAAGGCCAUGUAUAAACCUUGAACCAGGUUCUGAUAAUGAAAUUGUUGAUCGCCAUUGUAGAGAACUGAGAUGCAGUGUGGACAGUGUCUCAGAAAUUAAUAUGUUUAUGAAAAGCAGCGCUGUAAUUCCAAACACUUACAUUGAUAAUGAGAAUAACAUAACGAUUCCACAGCUUGAUAGCAGCAGAAUAGCAAGUUCUGAUGGUUCAAAGGUAAUUCAGUCUGGUGGGCAGAGCAUAGAUGGUUUAGAGAUUAUUUAUGAGAAAUUUAAUUCUGUGAGGAACAAUAUCCAAGUAGGUACUGGAAUAAAAAUUCUGCAAAUACUUCACGAUAUAAGCAGUAGCAGUGAUGAUAAUUCAAGUUUGAAUAAAUGUGAAGCACUGCAAAAUUUGGUUGAAGCUUCGGUGAUCAAUGAUAGCUCCGUUUGGACCAAGCACUUCAAUCAAAUAUUAACAGCUGUGCUUGAGCUAGUUGGUUGUCCUGAUUCUUCGAUAAGGGAGCUUACCCUUUCUUUGAUAGCGGAAAUGCUCACUAAUCAGAAAAAGGUGAUGGAAGAUUCGGUUGAACUUGUUAUUGAAAAAUUACUUCAUGUGGCCAAGGAUGCUGUAUCUAAGAUUUCAAAUGAGGUACAGCGAUGCUUGACAAUCUUGCUGACCCUUUACGAUCCAUUUAGAUGUCUUGCUGUCAUUGUACCCAUGUUAGUUAGUGAAGAUGAAAAGACGCUUGUUACUUGCAUCAACUGUUUGACCAAGCUGGUGGGUAGACUUUCAUACGAGAAACUGAUGUCUCAGCUGCCUUCAUUUCUUCCUGCUCUUUUUGAUGCAUUUGGAAACCAAAGCCCAGAUGUUCGAAAGAGCGUUGUGUUCUGUUUGGUGGAUAUCUACAUCAUAUUGGGUAAAGCAUUCUUACCCUAUCUCGAGGGACUCAGCAGCACACAGCUCCGCCUAGUAACCAUUUAUGCCAAUCGAAUUUCUCAAGCCAGAUCCGUUGCUCCAGCUGACGCUAACCAGCCCUGAAAACUUCCUUUUUGUUUUUUUUUUUUCUUUUGCUCUUUUUGAUGAGCCUAUCACACUUUGAUUGUUAAUUCAUUAUUGUUCAUUUUGUAUAGCCGAACAAGUUUUCUCGAUUGGGCAGUUUUUUUUUUUUAAUUUUUUUUUUU